GCCGGUCCGAUGUGCACUCGCUCCAAACCCGUUCAGUCCGCAGCUCCGCCGAGCUCCGCCCGCUGUAGCGCAGGGCAUCGCAGGCCGGCAACGCAGGCUUAGCCCUGCAACGACGCUCUCCAGAAGCUUUCCGUGCCCCCGUGUGUGUGUGAGUGUGUGUGUGAAAGAGUUUUGCGAGAGCCCGUGAUCCACCCGCGACCCGCCCUGCCCACCAGCAGCCCCCAUCUGCAGCCCUCUGGAUUAACUGUGUUCGGGGAGUGUUGAGUGCCAGUGAGUGCCAGUGAGUUCUUCGCCCCGUGCCGGGGGCGCCCCACACAAGUGCUCGACAGCUCGACGGAGUGCCCGCGGCACCGCGCCCGGAGCGCUCGCCGGCGGACGACGGGAGCGCGACCACGCGCCUGACAGCCCAAGUGACAGAUUGCCAUAAGUCGCCAUGGCGGCCAUCAUCAGAGUGGUGGAGGACCGGUACCACGGCAUCAUGGACGCCCUCGGAGAUCCCCGAGUGGCGGACUGGCCGCUGAUGGACUCGCCGUUCCCCACCCUGGCCAUGGUCGUCGUGUACCUGCUGUCGGUAGUCAUCAUCGGGCCCUCAAUCAUGGCCAACAGGAAGCCCUUCGCGCUAAAUAAAAUCCUCGUCGUGUACAACGCCUUCCAAGUCUUAUACAGCGCCAUCAUGUUUUACGAGGUGAGUCCAGUCCCCCCGUUAAGUCCCCGCAGUGUCGUCGUGUUGUAGUCGCGAGCUGCGC
This is a messenger RNA of Frankliniella occidentalis (western flower thrips), 746 nucleotides long. Its product is annotated as elongation of very long chain fatty acids protein AAEL008004-like. The record is from RefSeq and is a predicted model, not a curated record. Gene Ontology annotation, cellular component: endoplasmic reticulum membrane. Lineage: Eukaryota; Metazoa; Arthropoda; Insecta; Thysanoptera; Thripidae. The coding region runs from base 434 to 733 and encodes 99 amino acids. Gene Ontology annotation, biological process: sphingolipid biosynthetic process; fatty acid elongation, monounsaturated fatty acid; fatty acid elongation, polyunsaturated fatty acid. The transcript is spliced from 3 exons. Gene Ontology annotation, molecular function: fatty acid elongase activity.